AUGGCGACCAGAAACGGCAGCACCAUGAAGCGCGGCUUGAACUCCGGCGAAGUCGCUAUCGACAACAAAAAGCCCCGCCGAUCGCAGCGAAUCUCGUCUCAAUCGCAUGACUUCGACACAAAUCUGCAGGCCCAGCAGUUGCCUUCUCCCUUCACGCACCAGGAAUCUACUGCCACCGAGGACUUCAAAGAUGGCACUGCCACACCCCCAAGCCAGCGUCCUAGCCAAUUCGGCAAUCGCAUUACCACCCGUAGUCCUCAGGCAGCCGGCCUUUCAUCUCCCCCUUCCGAUACCCAGCCAUUCUCUCAGCUCCUCCGCCCCCCGAAUACACUGGCAUACGAGGUAGAGGAUGAAGAAGCCGAAGGAGUGUGGGGGUACUUGGUGCCUUUGGACAGCAAGUCGGGAGGCACACUCAUCCUGAGGCGGAGGAGUGCUUGCCCCAAGCCGAGUGCCAAGACUGGACGUAAGACCGGUAGGCAGAGGGUUGGUAGGCAGACUUGGGAGAAACAAGAAGAGGAUUUCGAGACCGAGAAGGCCAAGGAAGUGUCUUCGGAGGGAUAUCUUAUUGGACGUCACCCAGAAUGUGACCGCGUGCUAAACAGUCCCGUGGUGUCGAACCGCCAUUGUCUUAUCUUCUCGGAGGCCAAAGGCGGCGAUGCAGUUGCUGUCUUGGAGGACCUCUCGGGCAACGGAACUUACGUCAACGAAGCAUUGGUUGGCAGGAACAAGCGGCGCGAACUCUACGAAGGCGAUGAAGUCACUAUUCUCGACGAAGCCCGUUUUGUUUUCCGAUACCCACACAAUCGCAAUGCAAAUCGAUUCAGACAGCAGUACACGAUUCAACAACAGCUCGGCAAGGGCCACUUCGCUACGGUCUACUUAUGUGUCGAAAAGAACUCAGGCAUGCGCUAUGCUGUGAAGAAGUUCGAGAAGCGUACUGGGCCAGGCGAGAAAUCCAGGAUCGACGGACUCCAACAGGAGAUUGGCGUUCUUAUGGGUGUCAGCCACCCAACCCUGCUCUGCCUCAAGGACACUUUUGACGAAGAAGACGGCGUAUAUCUUGUACUAGAACUUGCAGCCGAGGGCGAGCUCUUCAACUGGAUCAUCAUGAAGCAGAAGCUGACGGAGGCGGAAGCUCGGAAGGUGUUCAUCCAACUGUUUCAGGGUGUGAAAUACUUGCACGAGCGCAACAUUGUUCAUCGUGACAUUAAGCCAGAGAAUAUUCUCUUGGCUGAUAGAGAUUUGCAUGUGAAGCUUGCGGAUUUUGGCCUGGCGAAGAUCAUUGGCGAGGAAUCCUUCACUACUACACUAUGCGGAACUCCUAGCUAUGUCGCACCUGAAAUCCUCGAGAAUUCAAGCCACCGGCGCUACACCCGCGCGGUCGACGUGUGGUCGCUAGGCGUUGUUCUGUACAUAUGCCUCUGUGGUUUCCCGCCGUUCUCAGAUGAGCUCUACAGCGCCGAGAACCCAUAUACGCUCUCGCAGCAGAUCAAAAUGGGCCGAUUCGACUACCCGUCGCCAUACUGGGACUCAGUGGGCGACCCAGCUCUCGAUCUGAUUGAUCGAAUGCUCACCGUAGACGUUGACAAGCGAAUCACGAUUGAUGAGUGUCUCGAGCACCCAUGGACUACACUACGGGAGAUCAAUCCCAACGACAGCACGGAUGGACUCACCGGGGCGAUUGCGCAGCUGGACUUUUCCAAGCGCAAGCCGCAGCGAGAGCGUACUCUCUUGAGCAAAAUCAACGACAUCAGGGUCACUAGGGUGAUUGAGACGCCAGAGGGACAGGAACCUAUCAGAGUAUAUGAGAAGAACGCUGCAAAGUCGCCAUCGAGGAAGACGAAUGGGACGAAGGCUGAGGCAGUCCAGGAAAACACGCCCGCAGCCAAUCGCGACCCGGACGAGUUCGUGCAGAUGGGCGGGAAGGGUGAUCAGCAGUUGUUUGGGGACGACAGCAGCCGGGAGUCGGCUGUCCGAGAGAUCUCAACGCUGACGAGUCGGCCAGGGGCAACCGUCCCUGAUGUCGCGGGCCCUCUGGGCGAUUUUGCGGCCAACUCGUCGCUCUUCGUCCGGGUCGCUGCCGCCUUUGCCUCCUUCCUGACACUGGCCAUCGUCCUCAACGUCCUCAAGCAAUUGCUGCUGCGCAACCCCAAUGAGCCCCCCGUAGUCUUCCACUGGGUGCCUAUCAUCGGCAGCACGAUUUCCUACGGCAUCGACCCCUACAAGUUCUUCUUUGCGAACCGCGCGAAGUAUGGCGAUGUCUUCACCUUCAUCCUUCUCGGCAAGAAGACCACCGUCUGUCUCGGCACCAAGGGCAACAAUUUCAUUCUGAACGGCAAGAUAAAGGACGUGAAUGCCGAGGAAAUCUACAGCCCUCUGACAACCCCUGUUUUUGGCAACGACGUGGUCUAUGACUGUCCCAACUCGAAGCUCAUGGAGCAAAAGAAGUUUGUCAAGUUCGGCCUCACACAGGAAGCGCUCCGCUCCUACGUCCCACUUAUCUCGCGCGAGGUUAUGGACUUCAUCAAGCGCAAUCCCGCCUUUAAAGGCAAGAAAGGCACUGCAAACGCUCCAAUUGCCAUGGCUGAGCUCACCAUCUUCACCGCCUCCCGGUCGCUCCAGGGCGAAGAAGUGCGCAACAAAUUUGACUCCAGAUUCGCCGACGUCUACCACGACCUUGACCUGGGCUUCACCCCGAUCAAUUUCAUGUUGCCAUGGGCCCCGCUCCCUCAUAAUCGCAAACGAGACAUUGCGCGGACUAAGAUGAUCGCUACAUACUCUGAAAUUAUACGCGCUAGGAGGUCUGGUGAGGCCAAGAGGGAUUCCGAGGAUAUGAUCUGGCAUCUCAUGGACUGCAAAUACAAAGAUGGCACUCCUGUUCCUGAUCACGAAAUUGCAGGCAUUAUGAUUGCUUUGCUUAUGGCUGGACAACAUUCCUCGUCUUCAACCGCCGCCUGGAUUCUUCUCCGCCUAGCCAGCCGCCCUGAUAUCACCGAGGAACUCUUACAGGAGCAAAAGGAGGUUCUUGGAGCGGAUCUCCCGCCUCUGACUCACGACAACCUAGCUCGUCUGCCGCUCCACGCCCAAGUCGUCAAGGAAACUCUUCGCAUUCACGCUCCAAUCCACUCCAUUCUGCGCAAGGUGAAAUCGCCCAUGCCUGUCGAAGGCACCCCGUACAUAAUUCCGACCUCGCAUGUUCUGCUAUCUUCACCGGGGGUUACGUCUACAUCGGCCGAGCACUUCCCGAACCCGUCGAGCUGGGAACCGCAUCGUUGGGACACGUUGAAGAAUUACGAAGAUGAUGAUGACGACGAGAAGAUUGAUUACGGCUGGGGCGUGGUCUCUAAGGGUACCACUAGCCCCUAUCUACCGUUUGGUGCUGGUCGCCACCGAUGCAUUGGGGAGCAGUUUGCCUAUGUGCAGCUCCAGACUAUUCUGGCCACGAUUGUCCGAGAAUUCAAGGUCAGGAACCUUGACGGGUCGAAGGAAGUGAUUGGGACGGAUUAUACAUCGCUGUUCUCGCGGCCACUUUCGCCCGCGAUCAUCGAAUGGGAGCGCAGAGACGCGUAG
This is a messenger RNA of Mytilinidion resinicola, 3570 nucleotides long. Its product is annotated as lanosterol 14-alpha-demethylase. Gene Ontology annotation, molecular function: iron ion binding; protein serine/threonine kinase activity; heme binding. The coding region runs from base 1 to 3570 and encodes 1189 amino acids. The transcript is spliced from 11 exons. The record is from RefSeq and is a predicted model, not a curated record. Gene Ontology annotation, biological process: mitotic DNA damage checkpoint signaling; protein phosphorylation. Gene Ontology annotation, cellular component: nucleus. NCBI's taxonomy places the organism in Eukaryota, Fungi, Ascomycota, Dothideomycetes, Mytilinidiales, Mytilinidiaceae.